UUUUGGCUCAGUUCUACUCCCAUCCAUAUAGCGAAUAUGAUUCUUGAUGGCGCUGCUUCUUGUGCCGCUGCUUGCGCUGCUUUCAGAGGCAGUGCUCCAAGAUGAAGACUGCCUCAGCUUGGCAACGCUCCGCGGCACGCCUGGGGCCAAUGUGCAACAGCUCGGGCCAAAGCUCCACCAGCGUCCUGUUGUGAACAAGGCCUGUCCACACUGCUGCUACCACGGGGAGAAUGAGGUGCCAUGCCUUGAUGUGGAGCAAUGCGCGGAGAAGGGUCCGACCAACGGCAGGUAUGCGAUUGUCAUGACUUACGUGGGCCAGCCUCACGACAAGAUGCUGCCGUACAUUCGGUCCAUGCAAGCGGCAGCUGCAAUGGCCAACAAUGCAGACAUUGUAAUGGCUAUGCGGAAGUCCGACAGCGAGCAAAUGACGCAGAACCAGAAAGAGCUCUUCCGGAAUCACAGCAUCAAGCUGUUGGACGUGGACUGGGACACGCCUCCGAAAAUGAAGGCCUACCAGGAGGGCGCGUGGUGCGGGCACCAGGACUUCAUCCGACUCCACGUGCUGGGCAUGGAGGGCUAUGAUGCAGUGGCCUACUACGACACGGACGUUGAGUUCCAGGGAGACAUUACCCCCGUGCUUCGUUGCGCUGCCUCCGGCAAAUUCCUGACUACCAACGGGGGCCUUGGGGAGCUGCUGAACGUCGGCUUCUUCGCCCUUCGCCCGGACAAGCGCCUUUUCCAGGCUGCAGUGAACUUCGCUCUGCACGCGAACUUCUCCAUGAACACCAGCUGGGGUGAGAUGGGCUGGACGCCUGCGGGUGGAUACUUCGUCGGGGGGGAGUGUGGCCAAGGCUUUUGGUACGCGCUCUUCUACAAAUUUGGGGGCUCGGCGCAACAAGCGCUCCAGUCUGCGGGCCUCUCCGUGGUAGACUCUGCCCAGAUUGAUCGUUGUAUGUGGAACUACCAGACCAGCUUCCAGUGCAAAGAGCAUUUGGACUGCAGCCGUGUGCGCGUCCACCACAAGCCGGCGAUCAAAACCGAGUGGAAGGAAUGUCAGAAGCUGGAGCCAUCCGUGAGGUAACACCAGAUCCCUGGUGUGCGCUGGCAACCAUUGGCAUGCUCGCCAAUCGGAAA
Molecule: messenger RNA, 1134 nt
Organism: Effrenium voratum
Lineage: Eukaryota; Dinophyceae; Suessiales; Symbiodiniaceae
Source: the annotation of a GenBank genome assembly